Messenger RNA from Malus domestica (apple), 1824 nucleotides. Lineage: Eukaryota; Viridiplantae; Streptophyta; Magnoliopsida; Rosales; Rosaceae. The record is from RefSeq and is a predicted model, not a curated record.
GGUAAAAGAAAAUUUUAAUUUUCAAUUACCAGAGGAGCAAUAUGUAUUGAGUUUUCUUAGUCAUCUACAAGAGGCAAAUUGACCGUACAAACUUGCUUGUUUUCCUGUAUACAAAGCUUCGACCCCAUGGGGGAGCCAACGAAUUUGGGAAAGACAGUGAUGCCAAAGGAAAGUGAGGCUGAAAUUGAAAGUGAUGAUCAAAGAACGAUCUCAGCCGUUAAAAUGGCACAUGACAUGGAAAAGCAGUGGCGUAAUUUGUCUGAACUGUCCGGUGAGCGGUGUAUCUAUAGAGUUCCUGAGCGUCUACGGCAAGUAAAUGAGAAAGCAUAUACACCUCAAGUAGUCUCUAUAGGCCCACUUCACCAUGACAACAAAAGCUUAAAAGCCAUGGAAGAGCACAAAUUAAGGUACCUGCGACAUUUUCUAAGUCGAACACGGGUAAGACUGUUUGAUUAUAUACAAAUGGUGCAGCGCCAAGAGGAAAGGUUGCGAGGUUCUUAUGCAGAACCCAUUGUGUUUGACAAGGAUGAAUUUGUAAGAAUUGUUUCAGUGGAUGCCGCCUUCGUCCUUGAGGUAUUAUUGAGGUUUCAUUACUCAAAUUAUACAAAGGAAGAUGAUUACAUAUUCAAAAAUCCUACAAUGAAAGAGGAUGUGGUUCGAGAUUUGAAGUUGCUUGAAAAUCAGCUGCCAUUCUUCAUUCUUCAAGAUCUUUUCACAUUUUUUCCUUAUUCACCUGAGCAUCCUUCGUUACUUAAAAUUUCCUGCACUUUUUUCCAAAGCCAAAUCGAUAGCAAGGGAAAAGAGAAAUAUGACGAGAUAGGAGUAGAAGUGAAACAUUUUGUUGAUCUGAUAAGAAUUCUAUACCUACAAAUGAAACCCAAAACUACAGACACACCCAAAACCACUUUGUGCGACCGGAUGCAAGUGCGCUUAUCUCACUCAAUCUUUCUGACGUCUGGGUAUACACCCAACGCCACAGCCACACCCAACGUGACAGAGCUACACCAGGCUGGAGUCAAGUUUAAGGAAGGAAAAGACAGCAGGUUAAUUGACAUAAAAUUCUCGAGUGGGAUCCUCGGAAUUUGUGGGAUCCUCGAAAUUCCAAAGUUAAGAGUGGACGAUACCACAGAUCUGACACUCAGAAAUCUCCUUGCUUUUGAACAAUGCCAUCACCGAGGGAAGGAUUACCUAGCUAAUUAUGUUUUCCUUAUGAAGCGUCUCGUUAAAACCCAAGAUGAUGUGCAAUUGCUUGCUGAGAAGGGAAUUAUUGAUAAUUGGCUAGUUGAUACCCAGAAGGUAUCUACUUUGCUUCGUGACCUUGGCACCGGGAUGUUAGUUGACAACAGCCAUUAUGCCACUCUUCUUGAAGAACUGACGAAUCACCGCGCAAAGCACUGGCCCAAAUGGAUGGUAAUUUUGAAGCAAAAUUAUUUUAACUCGCCUUGGUCCACUAUUUCUGUUGCUGCGGCUGUUAUUCUCCUCAUACUCACUCUCUUACAAACAGUGUGCUCUCUUAAAUCUGUCCCGCUCUAGUAAAUCUGUCCCUUUAAGCAUCAACGACCGUAAAUCUCUCCUUCUCCGGAGGAUCCGCAAGUCCCUCCCUCGCCGUAUCCUCAGAAGUCUAGCCUAGUCUUUGAAAGAGUACUAUCUCAGGUUUCCUUGAAGUGAGUUUAAUAGAUGUUCCAACAAAAUAAUGUAAUAGAAGUUCCAACAAAAUAAAGUAUUGAAAGAGUGAUUUUAUAUUUGAUAUAGGGAAGCAGUGUCUACUUGUAAUGACUUUUGUUGAAGUGUGUGUUGUAAAUAAAGAGAAGUGAUUUCCGCAAA